This is a messenger RNA of Dimorphilus gyrociliatus, 3840 nucleotides long. NCBI's taxonomy places the organism in Eukaryota, Metazoa, Annelida, Polychaeta, Dinophilidae. The record is from the annotation of a GenBank genome assembly.
CUGUAACGAAACAUGUAACCAAUCUAAUACUAAAAACAUUUCUUAAAAAGGAAAUCUUAAGGAUAUCCCCUCUAUUCUAAAAGUCAACCACCGGACAACCAUCUGGUCGAUAGUUGCCGAAUAGUCGCGUGACAUCAUAAAUAUUUACAAAGGCGGAAAGUCGAAGAAUUAUGAUUACAUAGCAAAAUAUCUACUGAUCGAAUCAUUAAGACUAUGGAAGAUAAAAAGAAAAUGGCCGUCCGGCCGUUUGUGAAUAAACUCAAAUUGAACUGGCCACAAAAAGUGCAAAUAGCAGUCAUGUCGCUGUUUGUCGCUCCAAUACGUGUUUGUCUGGUAAUUUUCUUCGUAACAACGGCGUGGUGUUUCGCCAAAAUAGGUCUCUAUGGCCAUGAUCCAAGACGUCCAAUGUCAUUCUGGAGAAAUUUUAUCUUCAGACCUCUAGUGGUUAAUUGUUGCCGGUUAAUGUUUGCGGGAGGUGGCUUUUAUUGGGCAAAGUUCACUGGCGAAAGAGUGUCUGCCGCAAGAGCACCAAUUCUUGUUAUUGCUCCUCAUUCGACCUUCUUUGACGCACUCAUUAUUGUUAAAUUAGGUCUAACAACAGUCGUAGCCAAAUCUGGUGCCGCAAAUGUGCCAUUAUUUGGAACACUUCUUCAGUUUUGUCAAGCCAUUUUUGUAGAUAGGGAGGAUCAAAAUUCAAGGCAAAAUACUAUACAAACGAUGAAGGAUAGAUCAGCAACAGGCGGGAAAUGGCCACAAAUAGCAAUUUUUCCAGAAGGAACAUGUACAAAUCGAACGUGUGUACUGAAAUACAAAUCAGGUGCAUUUUUACCAGGGGUUCCAGUUCAACCCGUAGUAGUCCGUUAUCCAAAUGAAUUAGACACUUACAGUUGGACAUGGCGUGGUAUUGGAGUUUGGAAGAUAUUCUGGUUUACGCUAUGCCAGCCAUUUAGCCGCUUCGAAAUGCAUUUCCUUCCAGUUCAUGAUCCGUCUGAAGAAGAGCGUCAGAAUCCUACUCUAUUUGGUGAAAAUGUUCGAAACGAAAUGGCAAGAGCUCUUGGCGUUCCUACAUCUGAAUAUUCUGUCGACGACUGUCUCCUGAUGGAUUAUUCUGAUCAUUUAUUACUACGUGGCAUACAAUUGGCAGAAAAUAUGGUUCAAUUUCGAUUUCACUUUCGACAAAUUAAGGAGUUAACAAAAGAAAAUAUCUCCAAUUCGAUCUUAUCUACCUUACAAUCAACAUAUGCUGAUAAUUCUAGUAUUACGAGAGAUGAAUUGGUCAAUAUAUUAGAUAUAAAAACGGAAGCUAGUGAAGAACGUUUAACACUUGCCUUGUCAACAAUAAAUGAAACGUGCGAAAAAGUCAAUUGGAGAAAAUUUUUUGCAAUUAUAUCAUUUUACAGCUAUCCAUAUAAUAUGAGGAAGUCACUUAUGUCUUUAUUGAUAUCUUACAAGAAAGGUCAGCAACCACUGUUAGGGAAGGAUAUUCUACAGCUUUUUACUCAAGUGCUUAAUUCUUCAACGGAACUUUUUCAAAUUCUGCAAAACCUUUUCGAAGAGGAGAAGCUAUACGCAGAAGAUGAAAUUGAAGAGCUUUUAAAAAUGGAUGAGAAAACAUCAUUUUUAAUUUUUGAUAACAAAAGGUCAAGACAUAAAGAUUUCGAAAAGUUGAAAUCCAGAGUUGGCAUUAUGACAGCCGUGGUUGCAGGCUAUAAAUUGCCCAAGUGGCUCCCAAGAAUGAGCUAUGCUAAGCAAGACACUUUGUUAAAACUCCUUAUUUUGGGAGUUGCCUCUAUUUUGGCUUUUUCAACUCGGCUCUUUUCUGUAUUGAGAUUUGAGAGCGUUAUCCAUGAGUUUGAUCCUUAUUUCAAUUAUCGAACCACGCGUUUCUUGACCGAAGAGGGUUUCUAUAACUUUCAUAAUUGGUUUGAUGAUAGAGCGUGGUACCCGUUGGGCAGAAUCAUUGGAGGAACUAUCUACCCAGGAUUAAUGGUUACAUCUGCAAGCUUGUACCACUUCUUGCACUUUCUUAACAUUUCCAUCGAUAUUAGAAAUGUUUGCGUCUUUUUGGCUCCACUGUUUUCCUCUUUUACAGUCUUUGUAACAUAUCUCUUAACAUCAGAGUUAAGGGAUGCUGGAGCUGGAUUGAUCGCAGCUGCUAUGAUUGCCGUUGUACCUGGCUAUAUCUCCCGUUCUGUGGCUGGAUCCUAUGAUAACGAAGGAAUUGCUAUUUUCUGCAUGUUGUUUACUUAUGCAUUGUGGAUAAAGAGUGUAAAGACAGGAUCUUUGUUUUGGUCAGUUUUAUGUUCUCUUGCUUACUUUUACAUGGUAUCGUCAUGGGGAGGUUACGUUUUUCUCAUCAAUUUAAUACCAAUGCACGUUCUCGCUUUAAUGCUUACUGGCCGAUUCAGUCAUAGAAUUUAUGUUGCAUAUAGCGCUGUGUAUUGCAUAGGAACUAUCUUAUCCAUGCAAAUCUCUUUCGUCGGAUUCCAACCAGUUCAAAGUUCUGAACAUAUGGCUGCUUUGGGAGUAUUUGGACUAUGUCAAAUCCACGCCUUCGUUGACUAUAUCAGAUCAAGAUUAAACAAGGAGCAAUUUGGUGUUCUUUUUAGAACUCUUGUUCUAUUCGCCGGAAGUGUUGCUGCUGUUGCUUUUGCUAUUGGAACUGCAACUGGAAAAAUUUCACCUUGGACUGGAAGAUUCUACUCUCUGUUGGAUCCAUCUUAUGCAAAGAAUAAUAUCCCAAUUAUUGCAUCUGUAUCAGAACAUCAACCUACUACUUGGUCCUCUUUCUAUUUUGAUUUGCAAAUGCUUGUUUUCUUCUUUCCUGUUGGUUUAUACUUUUGUUUCAAGAAACUUACAGAUGCAAACAUCUUCAUUAUUUUGUAUGGUGUUACCUCGAUUUACUUUGCUGGUGUUAUGGUCCGUUUAAUGUUAGUUUUGGCUCCUGUUAUGUGCAUCUUGUCCGGCAUCGCUAUAUCUCAAACUUUGAAAACGUACAUGAAAAAUUUGGAUGAUUUGGUUCCGGGACCAGCCCCGCAGACAAAUACAAAAAAAUCUAAUAAAAAGAUAGAUUCUAACUACCCUGUUAAAAACGAAGUUGCCUCUGGUGUUGUUUUCAUGAUGUGUGUCUUUUUGAUUAUGUACAGCUUCCAUUGUACUUGGGUUACUUCUGAGGCAUACAGUUCACCAUCUAUUGUACUAAGUGCACGAGGAGGAGACGGAGGCAGAAUUAUAUUUGAUGAUUUCCGUGAAGCUUAUUAUUGGCUCAGACACAAUACUGCUGAAGAUGCUAAAGUUAUGUCCUGGUGGGAUUAUGGAUAUCAAAUUACGGCUAUGGCAAAUCGGACAAUUUUGGUAGAUAACAAUACUUGGAAUAAUACGCAUAUUUCUAGAGUUGGUCAAGCUAUGGCUUCUCCUGAGCACCACGCUUACGAGAUUAUGAGAGAGCUAGACGUUAAUUACGUUUUGGUAAUUUUCGGAGGUUUGACUGGAUACUCUAGUGACGAUAUUAACAAAUUUUUAUGGAUGGUUAGAAUCGGCGGUAGCACCGACAAGGGCUCACAUAUAAAGGAAGCUGAUUAUUACACUCCUCAGGGAGAGUUUAGAAUUGACAAAGAAGGUUCAUCAACUCUCCUAAAUUGUCUAAUGUACAAGAUGUGCUAUUAUCGUUUUGGCUCUAUGUACACUGAGCAAAGUAAGCCUCCCGGUUAUGAUAGAGUACGAAAUGCCGAAAUCGGCAAGAAAGAUUUCGAGUUGGACGUGUUAGAGGAAGCUUACACAACAGAACAUUGGUUGGUUAGAAUUUACAAAGUAAAGGAUCUUGAAAAUCGUGGCAAUUAG